Xenopus tropicalis (tropical clawed frog) is the source of this 969-nucleotide messenger RNA. It is a transcript of the gene or11an14, whose product is annotated as olfactory receptor family 11 subfamily AN member 14. Gene Ontology annotation, molecular function: G protein-coupled receptor activity; olfactory receptor activity. The transcript has a single exon. Gene Ontology annotation, biological process: detection of chemical stimulus involved in sensory perception of smell; signal transduction; G protein-coupled receptor signaling pathway. The coding region runs from base 1 to 969 and encodes 322 amino acids. NCBI's taxonomy places the organism in Eukaryota, Metazoa, Chordata, Amphibia, Anura, Pipidae. Gene Ontology annotation, cellular component: plasma membrane; membrane. The record is from RefSeq and is a predicted model, not a curated record.
AUGAAUGAGAAGAACCAGACGUGGGUCAGUGAGAUUGUUCUCUUGGGAUUUCAGAAUCUCCACAACUUCAAGGUUCCCCUGUUCUCUCUGUUCCUUCUGAUUUAUAUUCUGACAGUUUGGGAGAACGUCCUCAUCAUUGUGUUGGUGGCCUUCAGCCGGAACCUCCACUCCCCCAUGUACUUCUUUCUCCAGCAGUUGGCUUUGUGUGACCUUCUAAACUCCACAGUUAUUGUUCCGACUCUGCUCCAAACUGUGAUUAAUGGAGGAACCACCGUAUCAUUUAUUGGCUGUAUCACUCAGUUUUCUUUUUUUUCUGUCCCAGAAGCCUUUGAGUGUUUGCUCCUGGCAGUAAUGGCCUAUGACAGAUAUGUGGCCAUCUGCAUCCCCCUGAGAUACACGUCUAUGAUGGCCAAAAGAACAUGUGUUGAAUUCAUUGUUAUGGCAUGGACCUCUGGCAUCACUUGUGCGCUGCUUCUUUCAUCUAUCAUUUCUACUCUACAGUUCUGUAACCGAAAUACCAUUAACCAUUUCUUCUGUGAUUUCUUCCCUGUUGUAGAACUUUCCUGCUCAAGUACAUUUCUAGCACAAACAGGUGCAGCCCUACUGUCUGUCCCUAUGAUUAUCUUCCCCUUUAUACUGAUCAUUGUAUCAUAUAUGUGUAUUGCCCAUGCAAUCCUAAAGAUAGUGUCCCAUACCGGGAGGCAAAAAGCCUUCUCCACCUGCAGCUCCCACUUGGCCGUGGUCUCCAUAUUUUAUGGGACUAUAAUAGCUCUUUACAUGGUUCCCCCCAGGAAAGAAUCCCAGAACAUUUGCAAAGCUCUCUCUCUUUUGUACACAGUAGUGAUUCCCUCAGUUAACCCAGUUAUUUACAGCCUGAGAAGUACAGAUAUAAAAGAAGCCCUCAUUAGAAGGCCAACAAUACGCCUCUUGGCAUCUGCCAGACCCAGAAUUAUCCAUAAAACUGUUUAA